Messenger RNA from Neltuma alba, 911 nucleotides. RefSeq lists its product as uncharacterized. Lineage: Eukaryota; Viridiplantae; Streptophyta; Magnoliopsida; Fabales; Fabaceae. Gene Ontology annotation, biological process: sphingoid catabolic process. The coding region runs from base 97 to 690 and encodes 197 amino acids. Gene Ontology annotation, cellular component: endoplasmic reticulum. The transcript has 4 exons. The record is from RefSeq and is a predicted model, not a curated record.
UUCCACUGCCUAACUCUUUUACAAGUUCAUUGAAAUUUUUUCUGGCAAUCAAUUUCUUCGCCUUCACCUUUCUCUGGAAGAUUCUCAUCAAACCCUAUGGGGAGGGUCGGAUUGUUCGAUCUGGAGAAGCACUUUGCCUUCUAUGGCGCAUACCAUAGCAAUCCAAUUAAUAUCGUGAUACACGUCUUGUUUGUAUGGCCAAUCUUCUUCACUUCCCUGCUUUUUCUGUACUUCACGCCUCCCCUUUUUAAGGCCCCUGAACUGGGGCUUGAUUAUGGCCUCGUCUUCAAUUACGGCUUCUUGCUUGCUGCUAUUUAUGCCUUGUUCUAUUUCUCCUUGGAUUACAAAGCUGGCUCUUUUGCGGCUUUGCUCUGUUUGGUCUGUUGGGUCGGGUCCAGCAUUCUUGCUCAGAGGCUUGGGUUUUCUCUAGCGUGGAAGGUUGUGCUUGCUGCUCAGUUGUUUUGUUGGGCCGGACAGUUUGUUGGUCAUGGCGUGUUUGAGAAACGUGCACCGGCUCUCUUGGACAAUCUUACUCAAGCUUUUCUGAUGGCCCCUUUCUUUGUGUUGCUUGAGAUCUUCCAAUCACUUUUUGGAUAUGAGCCAUAUCCUGGGUUUCAUACAAGGGUGAAAGCGAAAAUAGGAGCUGAGAUCAAGGAAUGGCAGGACAAGAGGGGGAAGAAACUCUCUUAGCUUCAGCGAGACAGCAAUUGAUAUGGUGAUGUCAUUAUUGUGGAUACUUCUCUGUAAACUGAAGAAAAAGUUGUUAGUUUUGUUGUAAUUUAAUAUUCAGUUUGGUUGGGCGUUGUGUAAUGUUUAUCAGUAUAAACGAGCUUUCCUCCUUGUGACUACCUUUUUACUCAAUGAAUGAUCGUUCGUGCCUGUAAAAUGAUCCAUUUGAUCCCACUUCUUUA